Molecule: messenger RNA, 696 nt
Organism: Colletotrichum gloeosporioides
Lineage: Eukaryota; Fungi; Ascomycota; Sordariomycetes; Glomerellales; Glomerellaceae
Product: Mitochondrial import inner membrane translocase subunit TIM21
Exons: 4
Coding region: 1-696 (231 amino acids)
Biological process (GO): protein import into mitochondrial matrix
Cellular component (GO): TIM23 mitochondrial import inner membrane translocase complex
Source: RefSeq, a predicted model, not a curated record
AUGAAAAUGAAUUCUAGAUCGCUUGCGAUUCGAGCUCCUUUGACAUUGGGCCUUGCGCCGCGACUCCAGCCCUUGCUUGUACAACGGCAUUAUGCGACACAGACAGGUCUGGGAACGACCGCCACGUCCAAGUCGAAGCGCCGAACGGUCACGCCAUUCAAUGAUACCGGAGCCGUUCCGUGGUCGGAACUUUCGGCAGGCGAAAAGGCAGCGCGAGCUACACAGCAGACUUUCAACUUCGGCUUGAUCCUGGCAGGAUUGUUCGUCACGGCAACAUACGUUCUAUACACCGACGUUUUCUCCCUCGACAGCAAGACCGCGCACUUCAACCGAGUUGUCGACAGAAUCAAAAGCGACCCUAAAUGCAUCGGGUUGCUUGGAGACCCCAAGAAGAUUUCGGCCCAUGGAGACGAAACGUAUAACAAGUGGCGUCGGGCUCGCCCCAUUGCGGACAGUUCGACGAUAUCUACAGACUCGAGAGGCCAUGAACACCUGGUGAUGCACUUCUACGUCGAAGGACCUCUCAACAGAGGAACAGUCUACUUGCAUAUGAUCAGAACGCCCAGCAGCGGCGAGUUCGAGUACAAGUACCUCUAUCUUGACGUCAAGGGGCAUCACAGGAUCUACUUGGAGAAUGCGGACACAGGAACAGGUUCUGGGAAGAAGGGCUUCCGCUUCCUUGGUAUCAGCUGGUGA